Xiphophorus maculatus (southern platyfish) is the source of this 1132-nucleotide messenger RNA. It is a transcript of the gene qtrt1, whose product is annotated as queuine tRNA-ribosyltransferase catalytic subunit 1. Bases 24 to 1049 code for a protein of 341 amino acids. Gene Ontology annotation, cellular component: cytosol. Gene Ontology annotation, molecular function: tRNA-guanosine(34) queuine transglycosylase activity. The transcript is spliced from 8 exons. Lineage: Eukaryota; Metazoa; Chordata; Actinopteri; Cyprinodontiformes; Poeciliidae. The record is from RefSeq and is a predicted model, not a curated record.
UUUCCAUCAAUGGUCGGAGGAAUAUGGCUGCCACCAUAACCUCUGAAGCAGAUGGAAAUCUCAAAGAAAACAGCAUGUUUUUAAAGAAAACUUUAGCCGCCGUUUCGCCUCUUACUCUGAGGAUUGUUGCAGAAUGUCCUGUGACGAAAGCAAGAGCUUGUGAUCUGACUCUGCCCCACUCCAGCGUCAGCACGCCGGUUUUUAUGCCUGUUGGGACACAGGGAACCCUGAAGGGGAUCACCGCGGAUCAGCUGGAAGGUCUCGGUUGUCAGAUUUGCUUGGGAAACACGUACCACCUGGGCAUGAGGCCGGGACCUGAGUUGAUAGAGAAAGCCAACGGUUUACAUGGAUUCAUGAACUGGAGGAGAAAUCUUCUAACUGACAGUGGAGGAUUUCAGAUGGUGUCUCUUGUUGAACUCUCAGAGGUCACAGAGGAAGGGGUCAAAUUCAAGUCCCCAUAUGAUGGCAAAGAGAUCUUGUUGAGUCCUGAGAAGUCCAUUAGCAUACAGAAUAGUCUGGGGUCAGACAUAAUGAUGCAGCUGGAUGAUGUAGUCAGCAGCACUGUGAAGGGACCGCGUGUGGAGGAAGCCAUGCAUAGAUCCAUUCGUUGGCUGGAUCGUUGUAUAGCAGCAAAUAAGCAUCCAGAUAAACAGAACCUUUUUGCCAUCAUCCAGGGAGGACUAGAUGCAGAGCUGCGCAAGGCCUGUCUGGAUGAAAUGACUAAACGUGAUGUUCCUGGUUUUGCCAUUGGCGGCCUGAGUGGAGGAGAGGAAAAGGACGAUUUCUGGCGGAUGGUCACACUGAGCACUGACCAUCUGCCACGAGAAAAGCCUCGCUACCUGAUGGGUGUCGGAUAUGCUGUGGACUUGGUGGUGUGUGUCGCUUUGGGAUGUGAUAUGUUUGACUGUGUCUUCCCAACCCGCACUGCAAGGUUUGGUUCUGCCUUGGUACCUUGGGGUUCUCUUCAGGUGAAGCAGAAGCAGUACGCCAAAGACUUUCAGCCUAUAGACCCCGACUGCCAGUGUCCCACCUGCAAAAGCUCACCCUGAUGCGUUCUGUGAGGCAGAGCAUCGUGGAAGGCCGCUUCCCUGAGUUCAUACAGACGUUCAUGAAGCGAAUGUUUCCAUCGCCG